This is a messenger RNA of Temnothorax curvispinosus, 1434 nucleotides long. RefSeq names its product tripartite motif-containing protein 2-like. NCBI's taxonomy places the organism in Eukaryota, Metazoa, Arthropoda, Insecta, Hymenoptera, Formicidae. The record is from RefSeq and is a predicted model, not a curated record. Gene Ontology annotation, biological process: proteasome-mediated ubiquitin-dependent protein catabolic process; protein polyubiquitination. Bases 1 to 1434 code for a protein of 477 amino acids. The transcript has 8 exons. Gene Ontology annotation, molecular function: protein binding; ubiquitin protein ligase activity.
AUGCGUGACGAAAUAUGCCGUAGCUGCGGUGAAGUUUGCGAGUAUAUAAACAAAUGUAAACACUGUAAACGCAGAUUCUGUGAUGACUGCUGGACAAGUCAUGUCAAUGAUUUGAAGGAUGAACUAGGUAAUAUAAAUGGGGAUCUCGAGACAUCAUCGACCAGAUUCGAAGAAAAAAUAAUCAACUUUGAGAGCAAAGCAAACGAAACGGUGGAAUUCAUUAAUAGGGACAUCGAGGCUCAGAUAACUGAACUUAAUAAAAAGAGGGACAAUCAGAUUAAGAAGGUAGAGCAUAUAAUUGCUACGGGAGAAACGUCAGUUGAUGAUAUUAGACAAAGGAUGGAAAAAACUCAAAUGGAGAUAAAGGAACACAAGGAAGUGCAAUAUGAUACACUGUCUGAUAAUGAGGAAAAGGUGAAAACAUUUUUGGACCUGCAGCAAAAGGCCGCGGAAAUAAUGGCAGCAGUUACCAUUUGGGAAUCGGAAUUAAAUGAUUUUGAGAGGGACCUCAGAAAAGUUAACAAGCGUGGAAAGUCAUUUAUGAAAGAGAAGACUGGUCCUUCGUACAAGCGGAAAAAUUUCACACCCAAAAUUAUCGUGACCCGUGACAUAGUGCAGCGACCAUCGGCACUUGCCGUUGAUUCCUGGAGGGAUAACAUUAUCGUAACCUGUCCGGGAUCGGGACGGAUUGUCAUUCUCGACAGGAAGUUCAAACUUGUGCGGAAAAUUCGUCACCAGGAGAUGAUGGCACCUCAAGGAGUUGCCUUCCUGCAGGAACACGACGAGAUAUACGUGACAGAUAAAUGGAAGCAUUGCAUCUUCGUGUUUAAUCACAACGGCGAACUCGUUCGUCGCAUGUGCGAAAAAGGUCACAGAGAGUCGGAGCUGUGCUCGCCGGAAGGAAUCGCGUUUCAUCCGGAACGUAGCGUGCUUUACGUCGCUGAUACCGAGAACAAUCGUAUCCAGAUUCUUGAGAGGGACGGCACGUAUCUGGACAGCAUCGGGCCCAAGGGUAAAAACACAAGGGGCACUGUCAGAUUCCGUAAAACUGGCCCAACCGCGAGCCAAUUGAAUCAACCGACCGACGUGGCUGUUACGAUAACUCGCGUCGCCAUCGCCGAUUCCGGAAAUCACAAGAUAAAGAUAUUCAAUCACGACGGGCAAAUUCUACAGUCGAUCGGUGGCAUCGGCACAGCAAAGGGUUUAUUUAGAUCACCUGAGGUGUUGAAGAUCGAUGCGAAGGGAUACAUCAUUGUUGGUGACGCUGGAAAUGGGAGAGUUCAGAUUUUUUCCCCGGAAGGCGAAUUUCUACGAGUGUUAGGUGUUAAAAAAACUCAAGGACAUAAAUUUGCAUGGGUAUCAGGUUUGUUCGUGACAAAUAAUUAUAAUAUUUUAGUUUCUGAUAGCAAAAAUAAUUUUGUAUAUUUAUUUUAA